This is a messenger RNA of Adineta ricciae, 397 nucleotides long. Lineage: Eukaryota; Metazoa; Rotifera; Eurotatoria; Adinetida; Adinetidae. The record is from the annotation of a GenBank genome assembly.
GGAUAGAUCUGGGCAGUAGGAUACUACAUGAAAAUUUGUACUGAAAUACUCCUAGGAAAGCCUAUGCAGUUUUUCAAAUCUGCAAAAUUGUCCAAAUUCCAUUGUCCAAAUUCCUAUUGUCGAUUUUCCACUAAACCGAUUUUCACGUGUAUCGAUGAGCUCGUAUGAGAUUAUUAGAUAGUCAACAAAUUGAUAGGACAAAGUAUGAUUUUCAGCGCAUAAUUGAAUAAAAAAAUCAGAAAUAAUGAAAGCAAUUUCUGUUUCUGUUGAAGGACAACAGUCAUCAUCAUCAUCACCAUCACUAUCACCAUCAUCAUCAUCUGAUUCAUCAGUACACGUAUUGAAUGAUGAAACUGAAUCGGCAUCAACUACACUGAAAAAAAAAUCCGUCGAAUAA